Messenger RNA from Haliotis rufescens (red abalone), 1077 nucleotides. Its product is annotated as sodium- and chloride-dependent glycine transporter 2-like. The record is from RefSeq and is a predicted model, not a curated record. Gene Ontology annotation, cellular component: membrane. The coding region runs from base 58 to 606 and encodes 182 amino acids. NCBI's taxonomy places the organism in Eukaryota, Metazoa, Mollusca, Gastropoda, Lepetellida, Haliotidae. Gene Ontology annotation, biological process: sodium ion transmembrane transport. The transcript has 5 exons.
GGUUGUUUGGAAGAUCUACUGCCACGGCGAUUUCACAUCAAGCACCUGCAGACUAUCAUGGCUGCUGUGUUCAUGGGAGCUGUGAUCCUUUCUGGCCUUGUUUUCACAACUCAUGGCGGAAUCUACGUUUUCCAGUUAGUUGACUGGUACUUUGCGGCAGUGGCUUGCUACAUCAUUGCUGUUCUCGAGUGUGUGGCUGUUGGAUGGUGUUACGGUGUCAAGCGUUUCUCUGCUGAUGUUCAAAUGAUGAUUGGGAAACGCCUGCCUGUGAUCUACAGAGUAGCAUGUUUCAUCAUCGUCCCUGCUCUCUUGACUACAGCUUUGGUGUUGACGUUGGCUUCCUACACUCCUCCAAGUUACGGAGGCUACGAGUAUCCCCAGUCUGCCGUCAUCUUCGGCUGGUUCCUUGCUCUUGUGUCGGUUGUUCCUAUCCCAGUGACCAUGGUCAUACAAAUGCUCAAGAUGGAAGGAUCCCUGGUUCAGCGUUUUAAAGCUUCUGUGAUGCCCUCGCGUGCGUGGCUGAGAUUAAGACGGCAACAUGGACUGGAAGACGAACAAGAGUCCAUAUCUGUGAAGGAUAACUUCCUGUUUAUGAUCGGACGUUAGUCCCACACCAGUGCAUUGUGUUGUUUCAGUAUCUCCUGCUCUGUACCUGUGUAUGUGUUCCCAACUUGCUGACUAUUGGUAUGCGUAAUUCUUGGAAGGAAGUGGUGAAUGGAUGGGCAAUUGUCUUAAAACUUGUCAUGUGCUGAUUUCCGGCUAGAAGAUGUAAGCUGCACCAACGAACUUGGUCAUCCCAAUCAAUUGUUGUUUGUUUAAAAAUCUAAACUAAUUUGAGAUCAACGUCUCAAAAAUGCGCAAAGGAAAUAACUUUGUGAACGAAGCAAAGGAAAUGUAAAACGGUUACCUUUGAUUGGAUACAAAAUUUCAACAAUAAAAAUACUUUCUAAACACCCUCAAAAGUGAUAUUAGAUAUAAAUAUAUUUAUGUAAUCAUAUAAAUAAUCAACAGAUGAUAAUCGAUGGUUCAAAAUUGGUACACAUCAUUGUCAUUAACCCAGGUUCCAUAUGGCACACA